Molecule: messenger RNA, 716 nt
Organism: Didymella exigua CBS 183.55
Lineage: Eukaryota; Fungi; Ascomycota; Dothideomycetes; Pleosporales; Didymellaceae
Exons: 1
Coding region: 103-546 (147 amino acids)
Source: RefSeq, a predicted model, not a curated record
UUAGGCUGAGCUGCUCUCAAAUCUCUAGCCUAUAUGUACUGUCCAGAGACUGUCGAAUUACGGAGGUCAUGAAGACAAGCGCUGACUGACCCCAAUUAGCCCAUGGCUCUAGCUUUGCAUAACAUACUCAACUCGGUCGACACGGAUUGUGCUUGGUGGAUGCCUGCAUCGAGCAAACCCGCACAGCCAGCACACGUUACCUGCUCCACAACCCUUAAACACCAACCACCCCGAGCAGCGAACAGCACAGUCCCUCUCUUGCUAAAAGAUUGCACAUGCUUCCGACAUCCUCCGUCGUCAAGUGAAGCGCCGCUCAACGCCCUUCAUCCUCCCACCACUCCAGCAGCACCACCAGGUCCUGCCCACCGAUCAGCUGCUAGAGCCAGCCCCAGGACACGGCAGCGACCGGUAAAAACCCGUUCUGACGAAAAUCCGGGGUGCAGUAGGCGCGGGCCAAGCCUUUCGGUUGCUCUCGCGAUAGGCACGGGAGGCUUCGGAACAGCCCUGGUGGAUCUGCGGGAUACUCGCUCCGCUCGUCGCUCGUGAGUCAGCCCUACUGUGCCGCCGGACGCGCUUCCGAUGGUGUAUCGUGAGGUGCUGGUGUGCCGGAUGAGCGGGGUACACAAGUUUAAGGGCGUUGGGUGACGCCAUGGGUUGCUGACAGGGUUGUUUGUUUGCUGGUCAUCUGUUGGUCAGUAGGGCGUCACGGCGGUUCA